AAUUUAACCCAAGACAAAGUGACCUAUCAAAUUUUGUGACGAAAAAGCAAUUCAAGAAAUGGCAGCAAUACAAAAUGGCGAUUAUCUGUCCUUCAGCGAUAACAAUACAGAAUUAAAAACAAUACAAUAUUGGCAGAAACAUAAUCAAGACGUAUUAAAAGGUGAUAUCAUAGUUGAAAUAGAUCGUAACACGGCCAUUACUAAAAACUGCAUAUUAAAAGUAAAUCAAACAUCUUGUAAUGAUUUUAAUGAUAGUACUGAUCAAUUAAAACAUAGAGCGAGACAUAUUAACUAUUGGAAGACUGAAUUAGAAAGAGCUUUAAGAGAUAUUGACGAAGAAAUAACUGUAUUAGAAAAAUUAAGACAACAAUUAAAAAAUGCUAUGAACACAUUGAAAAUACCUGAAUAUAUCACUGAAGAAUGUUUAAACAUAAGACGUAAUAGAAUGGAAUCUGACGCAAUAUACGAUGAACCACAAGACGCAUUAUUUAAUGAAGCAGUUCUAAUAGAAAAUGUUAAAAGAAUACAUAAUGAUGCGUUAAGAGAAAUAGAAAAUCAAAUGAGAUUGAAUUUAGCUGCUAAAAACGCAUUAGAAAGAGAUUGGAGCAACAAACAUUUAGCAUUUAAAUACGAAACCAGUAACAGUGAAUUGACAACGAAAUCCGUUAAUGUUAAAGAAACAUCGGGAGCCACAAAACUAUCUGAAGGACAAUCUGACGUUAAAUCUUGGGAACAUUUCACACUAUCAGGUUUAGAACAAUUCAAAAGCGCGAUAGACAAAUCUAAACAUCUAAGAAUUAAAGUUGAUGCGAUACUAAUAAACACUGCAAGGGAUUUAAGAACUCAAGACAUUAAAGUCAACAAAGCAUUAAGUGAUAGAAUCGCACUCACAGAACAAGUCAAAACUGAAUUAGAAAAUCAACUAAAACUAACAUUAGCGAAGAUAACAGAGACGGAGAAUAUUCUGGAAACACUACACGAGGAAAUGUUAAAAGUGUCACAAAGGAUACAAGUGGCUCAAACGAGAUUGAACACUAAACACAUACGUCCUAACGUCGAAAAUUGUAGAGAAGGUUCUCUAUUCGGUCUUAUAGACGAAGUUAAGGAUCUCAAUGAUAGUCUGACAUUAUUACAAAACAGGAUGAUAGAAACACAGAAAUUACGAGCCCAUUUAAUACAUGAAAGGUCUAAAAUAGAAAAUGAGAUUAUAAUAAAAAAGAAAUCUCUAUAUAUUGAUAAUAAAAGAUGUUUAUUUACAAGAUCGUAUUAUCAAUCUGCGGAAAAAUUGUGUGGGUUUUGA
Molecule: messenger RNA, 1300 nt
Organism: Papilio machaon (common yellow swallowtail)
Lineage: Eukaryota; Metazoa; Arthropoda; Insecta; Lepidoptera; Papilionidae
Product: tektin-4-like
Exons: 1
Coding region: 59-1300 (413 amino acids)
Biological process (GO): cilium movement involved in cell motility; cilium assembly
Cellular component (GO): nucleus; microtubule cytoskeleton
Source: RefSeq, a predicted model, not a curated record